Messenger RNA from Condylura cristata (star-nosed mole), 2049 nucleotides. It is a transcript of the gene YAF2, whose product is annotated as YY1 associated factor 2. Gene Ontology annotation, biological process: positive regulation of DNA-templated transcription. The transcript is spliced from 4 exons. Gene Ontology annotation, cellular component: nucleus. The record is from RefSeq and is a predicted model, not a curated record. Bases 1 to 474 code for a protein of 157 amino acids. NCBI's taxonomy places the organism in Eukaryota, Metazoa, Chordata, Mammalia, Eulipotyphla, Talpidae. Gene Ontology annotation, molecular function: DNA binding; transcription coregulator activity.
AUGACAGUAAAAGGAUCCACAUUCUUUGAAGUUAUUGUGAAUGCCUCGAGGACCAAGGAUCCGUUGAAAUGUCCAAUUUCAGGAAGGAAACCUCGGCCAGUGUCCCAGUUGGUUGCGCAACAAGUUACUCAGCAGUUUGUGCCCCCUACACAGUCAAAGAAAGAGAAAAAAGAUAAAGUAGACAAAGAAAAAAGUGAAAAGGAAACAACUAGCAAAAAGAAUAGUCACAAGAAAACCAGGCCCAGAUUGAAAAAUGUGGAUCGGAGUAGUGCCCAGCACCUGGAAGUCACCGUUGGGGAUCUGACAGUCAUUAUUACAGACUUUAAGGAGAAAACGAAGUCGCCGCCAGCAUCCAGUGCGGCAUCCGCAGAUCAGCACAGCCAGAGUGGCUCCAGCUCCGAUAACACGGAGCGGGGUGUGUCCAGGUCAUCCUCGCCCAGGGGAGAAGCCUCGUUGAAUGGAGAAUCACAUUAAAGUCUAUUAUCUACGACUUCUUAGCCACUUCUGUCAGACCAUGCAAAUACACAGAUUAUGCCAAGAAGUACCACAUUUUCAUGACAAGCAUACUCCUGUACAAUCCAUAAUUUGAUUCUCACGUAAAAUAGAAUUUGUUCAGGUUUUGUUAGAUUUCAUCGCUAUCUAUGCCUCCCAAAACUUCCCAGACAUUCUGGUCUCCACAGUUAAAGGUGCCAUGAAAAUGUGGUGGAUUAUUCAUUACGCAGUGUUACUGGUAAGUCUAUUUUCACUUUUAGUUUAGUGAAUUCUAGCACCUAAUUCUUGAAUUCUCUACUAUUGGCAUGUAAUGAAUUAAAAAUUUUUAUAACAUAGUGCAAGCUGCCUAAAUAUGUAUUAUUUGAGAAUUGUGAAACAAAUAGUUAUAUGUAUACAAGUCAAAGAUCAACUUAAUCAACUCUGGCUGCAACAGGAUUUUCUUAAUGGUUAUCUUCUUAAAUACACCUGCUGGUACUUGGUGUGGUUAAAUAGGAAAAUUGUUAUUAAAUAAAGAAUUUGUAUAAACCGUUGCCAAUGUUUUUGACACAUUUUACUAAAUUAUUGUUCCUGAAUUAUAUUUCUGGUCUUACCUGAUUUUUCUGUUUGUUUGUUAUUGCUUAUCUUUCAAGACAUCAUUUAUUGUAAUGUUUACUAGCAAACUAGUAAACAAUAAAACAUUGAUUAUUUAGCUUUAUAAUUUAGGUUUAGUGUUGUUGUCAUUGAACACUGGUAUUUUCUGUAUUAUAUGAAACCUUAAAAUUCAAAUAAUUUUAAGCAUUUGGCAAAAGCAAGAAAAAGAAACCUGCCAUAUUUUAAAAGCUGCAAUUUUGGAAAAGCUUUAACUUAAUAAUAGUUUUAUCACUGUUCCCUUGCCCCAAACUGAUCCAGGGUCAUAGAAGUAUGAAUCUAUUCAGUACAGAAAAUGGAAACCAUUGUACAGAACUGGAAAAUAAUUCAUCAUAAGUCAGUUCUGUUGGCAUGUUAUUAAAUAGAACAAUUCUUAUGAAAAUCAUAGUGCCCUAUUUUCAGACACAAAUAUCAGUUCAAGUUACAUUUAUCAAUAUCCUGAAAUAAAAAGUAUUUACAGCCCAAUCACUAUUAUGUAAAAUUACCAAUAAAAUAUUUUUAUGACUACAGAUGUUGCAUUUUUGUUUACAACGAAUACAGUGUUUUAUGUUGUAUUUAAAAAUCCAACCUAGAAACCACACAGUACAUCUUAGAUUCUCAUAGGGUCUAUUUCCUGCUUUCUAUUAGCCAUUUGUUUAAUAUCUAUCUACCUUGAGGGGGUUUCUGAAAUACAAAUGAAGUUGAAGCUUAACUUGGACACAAAAUAUCAUACAAAGUCAUCAUGAUAGCAUUUGAAGAAAAAAAUAAAACUGUGGACCCUGACUUGUGAUAUGUGUGGUUUCGUGUGCUGAUGUAAUUUUCUGUUUAAUUGCAGUACUUUUUACAGGCAAGUGGUACUGUCUUUUUUUUUUUUUUUUGUAAGAUGCUAGUUGUGAAGUACAGUUAAUUGCAUACAGUAAAAGUCUGUGAUUAAAACGUUUAUAUACCUCA